AUGCCAUUUUAUACACAUCAAAUUUUUCAAAUCCGUUCUUUGGAGUAUGGUGAACAAGUGAUUAAUUUAACCGAAACUAAUACUAUAUCACAACCCAUAACAAGAGAAAUAAAUCCUGAAUACAAUACCACUUCUGUAUUAUUCUCAACUCAUUCUCCAUGGACUAUAUCAUCAAAAAUGCAUCAAAUCCUCAAAGAGCCUAACACUACUUAUCCACUUACUACCGUAUAUUCAGACGUUGUGUUAAUUACUAAUCCAAAUCUACUACCAAACAGAAUUGCAAUAUGUCCUUCAUGUAAAUCAAAUCUAAACAGAAAUUAUCCUCCUUAUCUUUCUCAUGUUCCAUCAGAAAUAAAAAUUGUAUCAUUAGAAAAAUGCAGAUAUUUGUCAUCUAUUUUUCUAUACUGUUCAUUAGGUUGUACUCCUGGAGCAAAUCUCUUUAUUGAAUAUAGAACAUUAGUCAGUACUAUGAACUAUUCUCAAAACUUUUACUCUCUGAGUAUAUAUUCUGGUAUAUUGGGUGCUUUUCUAGAACAUUCUGAUACAACUUCAAAUCCACCUUGGCUUGAUGACUCCUUAAUAAAUGCAGCCAACUGGCUCAAGGAAAAUAACGCCUAUUUAUAUGGAUACACAAAUUCAUUUUCAACUACUUCGUCUAAUCACCUCUCUUUCCCGAUAGCAACUCAUUUACCUGAUGAUGAUACACCUCCUGUGUGA
This is a messenger RNA of Racocetra persica, 717 nucleotides long. Lineage: Eukaryota; Fungi; Glomeromycota; Glomeromycetes; Diversisporales; Gigasporaceae. The record is from the annotation of a GenBank genome assembly.